Corythoichthys intestinalis (scribbled pipefish) is the source of this 1602-nucleotide messenger RNA. Its product is annotated as solute carrier family 22 member 7-like. Gene Ontology annotation, biological process: transmembrane transport. Gene Ontology annotation, molecular function: transmembrane transporter activity. Gene Ontology annotation, cellular component: membrane. The transcript is spliced from 9 exons. Lineage: Eukaryota; Metazoa; Chordata; Actinopteri; Syngnathiformes; Syngnathidae. The coding region runs from base 1 to 1602 and encodes 533 amino acids. The record is from RefSeq and is a predicted model, not a curated record.
AUGAAAUUCGAGGCCAUCCUCGCCGACAUUGGCGGAUUCGGGAGGUUCCAGAAGAUGAUCAUCGCCAUCAACUUCAUGAGCCGCUUCACGAUGGCCUGCCACUUCCUGCUCGGCAACUUUAUUGCGGCUAUCCCAGCACACCACUGCCGCAUCCCCAGUGUGGAUGACGAAGGCAUCUUUGGGAAUCUGUCCCUGGCGGACAGGUUCACCAUCAGCAUCCCUCUGGAGGACGACGGAACACGGAGCUCGUGUAGGAUGUUUGCCGAACCUCAAUAUCAUCUGCUGUUGAACAAGUCUGACGUCACUCAGGUCCCCACCUUGCCCUGUGUAGAUGGAUGGGUGUAUGAUAACACCACCUUCAAGACCACUAUGACCACUGAGUGGGACCUUGUCUGUGAUAAAAGAAGUAGAACCAAAGCCGCAACCACUGUCUUCUUCUUCGGCGUGAUGUUUGGAGACUUAACUUUUGGAAGUCUGAGUGACAGGUUUGGUCGGAGGAUCAUGCUGCUGACGUCCUACCUUUCGGGAAUGCUGUUUGGUCUCGCAAGUGCUUUCUCUGUGUCCUUCCUGAUGUUUGGCGUGCUGAGAUUCCUUACCGGCUUUUGCAUGACUGGCAUUGCCAUCAUUUCUUCGGUUCUCUGUGUGGAAUGGGUGGACAUUGAGCACAGGAAUCUGGUUGGAAGCUUUGAAAACUUUUCCUGGACAUUUGGGAGUAUUACUUUUGUAGCCUUUGCCUACCUUGUGACCGACUGGCGGUGGCUGACUAUCAGUGUCACUUUGCCAGUCAUCUUUGGUAUUAUCUCCUGGAGGUGGAUGCCAGAGUCAGCUCGAUGGCUCAUUGCCAAUAGAAAGCUGGAAAAAGCUCACUUGUGCCUUGCAAAAUGUGCCAACAUGAAUGGAACCGAGACAUUAUUUCAAAGAAUUCAACCUGAGGUUUGCGCAAUCGGCAUCAUGAUGACGCUGUCAUCCAUUGUGGUGACAGAACAGAAAGGUCGAGUGUAUUCCUACCUGGACCUGAUUAGAACACCUAAAAUGAGACGACUGUCCUUAACCACUGCUGUAAUGUGGUUCACCAAUGCAGUAACUUUCUAUGGCAUCACUUUCAACAUCAGCGGUUUUGGGCUUAAUGCUUACCUCACUCAAUUGUUGUACUCUUCAGCUGAAGUGCCAGGAAAAUUGUCCAUUUACUUCUUACUGGAUAGGAUUGGCAGGAAGCGCACACAGGUGGGAAUGUUGAUGAUGCUGGCAAUCUCUCUGGGUAUUAAUAUUGUGGUACCAAAAGAAAUGUCUCGCACGAGAACAACAGUGGCAAUGAUUGGAAAAGUCUUUGCCUCGGGAUCCUUUGGAACCGCUAUGCUCUACAGUCCUGAACUGUUUCCCACGGUAGUCAGACAGAACGGGGUGGGAUACGUCUCGUCUAUUGCCCGAAUUGGUGUGGCCAUCGCUCCGCUGAUUCUUUUACUAGAUGAAAUUUGGCAGCAGCUCCCUCAGCUCAUCUUGUGCUUGUCGGCUGCUCUGGGGGCAACCAUGGCAUCGACCUUGUCGGAGACACGGAACAGGUGCCUGCCGGAGACCAUAGAGGAUGUCGAGAGGUCACAAUAG